AUGGCUAGAGGCGGCUGGAGUAGCCACAACCACUACUACAGCGGGUCAACAGCCGCGUCUAAUAAUAAUGCUGGUUGGCUUAGUGUGGUGUGUCUCACCAGCGCACCGAAUGCAAGCAAAGGUACCAGGCUGGCUACACCUGAUGAAGCACCCAUUCACCAACCAUCUUCUCCUCGUCUGCCUCCUCCCGGCCGUCGUCUGGGUGCUAGGCUGCUAGCCUUAGCCGGAGCCGGAGCCGACGACCAAGUGCCGCCGCAGGCGCACCGGCGGCCAGCUGGAUGCAAAUCGAGGUGCGGCGACGUCGACAUCCCGUACCCAUUCGGCAUCGGCGACCAGUGCGCCUUCGACCAUGGCUUCGACCUCGCCUGCACCCGUCGCGUCGACGGCACCUACAGGCCUUUCCAUGGCCCGUUCGAGUUGACCAACAUCUCCAUACCCGAUGCCAAAGCUUGGACGAAGAUGAACAUCUCUUGGCAGUGCCAUGAUAAGGACGCGGGCCCCGGCCACAUGAAGUGGGAGACUUGGAGACAAAAUUUCACACACACGCCGUUCAGGAUCUCGACCGUGGACAACAAGUUCUUCGUCAUUGGCUGCAACACGCUAGGCUAUAUUACGAGUGAAUAUUAUACCAUAGGUUGCUUGUCCCAAUGCUACAUGGAACCGACAAACACGAGGUCAUGCUCCUUCGGCAGCGGCUGCUGCGAGGUGGAUGUUCCAAUUGACAUGGGGUGUUUUCAGUCUUACUUCAAUCCAGACUACAACGCCACCGCUGGCUGCGGCUAUACAGUAGUGAUGGAAGCGAACGCGUUCAGCUAUAGCGCGAUGUAUAGGAACUCAGGCCUUGUUUAG
Molecule: messenger RNA, 849 nt
Organism: Sorghum bicolor (sorghum)
Lineage: Eukaryota; Viridiplantae; Streptophyta; Magnoliopsida; Poales; Poaceae
Product: wall-associated receptor kinase 2-like
Exons: 3
Coding region: 1-849 (282 amino acids)
Molecular function (GO): polysaccharide binding
Source: RefSeq, a predicted model, not a curated record